Aegilops tauschii subsp. strangulata is the source of this 2187-nucleotide messenger RNA. RefSeq lists its product as uncharacterized. The record is from RefSeq and is a predicted model, not a curated record. Lineage: Eukaryota; Viridiplantae; Streptophyta; Magnoliopsida; Poales; Poaceae.
GCUAUUAGCUCUGAUUGCAUGAUGAACAUACUCUCACUGGAUGCUUUUUUCUAAAAAGGUGAUGAUCCUGGACAUUGUGAUGAUGACAACUGGAUUGCCAAUGGAGGUGAUCUCAUUGCCCAUCGUGAUGACGAAAAUGAGAUGGCGAACGAAGCUGGUGGUAGUGCCCAACCAAAUCAGCAAACCCAACCUAACAAUAACUCCGAAGGCAUGUUAUAACCAGAAUCUUUCUAGCAUCUAUUAGAGUUAAACUUCUUGUUCAAUCUAUCGUUCUAUGCAUCUUCCUGUCUUAAUUUAUACCAUAUGUGUGCAUGAUUUUUUAUGAGUCAUUCCAAUGCUGCGGGGUGAUGAUAUUCUCAAGGACAACUCCAUUUUGCUCAUUUCUUAAUAUCACAUUAUUUUAAUAAGGACAAUUUACAUAGUAAUGAAUUUAAAAUUGUGUUUCUUGAAAUGGAUUGUAUCAUGAUUUUAGUUUUAUCUUCUUCUGUCUUUGUUGAAGAUAUUGCCUUGUUGAAAUCUGCUCGAACCGUGUCUUCCGUUCUAGUUAACCUCUGCAUUUGUAACAAUCAGAAACACACCAACAUGACAGAUACUGCAAUAUUCCAUUUAGUUGUUGUUGCCAUAUGGUUACUAGUAUAUUGUCUUGACUUUUUUUGUGAGCUUAAUUCCUCCUGUUAUAGUUACUCAUUUUGAAACGACGUUCUCCAUUUACUAAUACACUUCUAUACGUGUAAUUGCGGUUUAAUUGUAUCCAUUCUUGAUUUUACCUUAUUUUCAGGUCCACAAUCCUAUGAGGAGCCAAGGGAAAGGGGCCCCAAUUUGGGAAAAGGUCUGGAAAGGAUCACUUGACGCCGGCAGGGCAAACAGCCGUUUGUCAUUCCAGAAGGGAAGUUAAGGCCGGCACCUCUUCUUGCUGCAAAGUUCGCAACUGAAUGCAACGUCAUAGUUAGACACCAUAUGCCCGUGUUUAAGCGCUGGAAGGAUUACAAGGACCCAGAUGGACAUGUCCGAGAUGGGAUCUUCAAGAACUUUGUAGGAAAAGUUGGUAACAAGUUUCAGAUGGACGUUGAUGUUGUGCCAGUUAGGAAGGCUUGUACUGAAAUGCUGAAAUGUGCGACUCGCCAACAACGAUGCAGGCUCAAGAAAGAGUAUUUUGACCCUCACCCACUCCAUUUGGUGACGAGAACGUCUCCUGUCCCCUCGAUGACUGAUGAGCAGUGGAAUGAGCUAGUGGAAAGCUGGAAGGAUCCCAAAAAGAUGGGGAUAUGUGAAACUAACAAAAAUAAUCAAGCUCAACUUAAGUUUCACCAAACCACUGGCUCACGCAGCUACCCUGUGCACUGUGAUAAUCUGGGAGACAAAUACAAAGAUAAAGAACCCAAUGCAUUGGAUUUGUUCAAGGAGUGCCACUACAGCAAGAAAAAGAAAACUACACUGGUGUUGUCCAAGCUGCAAUUACCGAGAUGGAAAACAAGGCCUCUCAGCCUACAGAAGAUGGACAGGAAUCGAACUCCGCGACCGAGGCUGUAGCUGAAGUGCUUGCUAAGCACACUAAGAAGCCAAGGUUUCUUCAGCAUGUGGGGAUCCAGCAUGUCCAUGCGAGAUCUAGCGGUAACAACUGUCAAGCAGAAUUGGCCAAGAGGGGCAAUGUUGAGCUUCGGGCACUUGUUGACACCUUGACCAAGUAGUUGAAGGAGUCCGAAGAAGCAAGGACCAGGCAACACGAGGAGCACAUGAAGAGAGAUGAGGACAACAGGAAGAAGCAAGCUGAGAUGGAUGCAAAACUGGACUUUUUGCUAAGUCAGUUGCAAGCAAGAUCAGCUCAAGGGUAAGUUGUUUGUCCAAGAUCAUCCGUCGUCUCUACUUGAUGCAUGGAAGCUAUCUGAUGUGAUAUACUGCUAGAACCUACCUUCUUAUUUUGUAAUGAUUUUGUUGUGCAAACUGCACACUGUUGGAUGCAAACUGGUUGCAUUUUGCUGCUCCAUUGUUGGUGGAUUUGGAGAUGUAAGCUCAAUGUUACUAUGCUUUGUGAUGUUGUUCUUCUUUUAUGUAUUUGUGAUGGAUCUGGAGAUGUAAGCUCUUAGGCUUGGAAACCCAUUUUGUGUAGAAACAAAGAAGGGCUGGGUUGGGUAGAGUAAACACUAAUGGGCCGAAUAAAGUGGGCCUCGAAACACACUUUCUGGCUAA